Messenger RNA from Arabidopsis thaliana (thale cress), 1096 nucleotides. RefSeq names its product FKBP-like peptidyl-prolyl cis-trans isomerase family protein. Gene Ontology annotation, cellular component: chloroplast thylakoid lumen. The coding region runs from base 75 to 731 and encodes 218 amino acids. Gene Ontology annotation, molecular function: peptidyl-prolyl cis-trans isomerase activity. The record is from RefSeq and is marked reviewed. Lineage: Eukaryota; Viridiplantae; Streptophyta; Magnoliopsida; Brassicales; Brassicaceae. The transcript is spliced from 9 exons.
CAUAAAAAGCUGAGACUUUAUCUCUCAUCUCUCUUUAGACGUACAAAAAAAUCAGUUUUUUAAGUUUCACUCUAAUGGCGUCAAUUUCGUCCUUUGGCUGCUUCCCUCAAUCCACAGCGCUCGCCGGAACUUCCUCCACCACCAGAUGCCGGACGACUGUGGCUGCUCGAUUAGCUGACCAAUCAGAUGACUUCGCUCCUCUUCGUUCUUCUGGUGGGAAUUGUGGAUGUGUUAAUAAUUCUGGAGAGUUUGAUCGCAGAAAGUUGUUGGUUUCUUCUGUUGGUUUGUUGAUUGGAGCAUUGUCAUACGAUUCUAAAGAUGGAGACUUUGCAUCAGCUUCUCAAUUUGCUGACAUGCCAGCGCUUAAAGGGAAGGAUUAUGGCAAAACAAAAAUGAAGUAUCCAGAUUAUACAGAAACACAGUCUGGUCUUCAGUAUAAGGAUUUGCGAGUAGGAACUGGGCCUAUAGCAAAAAAGGGAGACAAAGUUGUGGUUGACUGGGACGGUUACACAAUAGGGUACUAUGGACGCAUAUUUGAAGCUCGCAAUAAAACAAAAGGGGGUUCUUUUGAGGGCGAUGAUAAGGAAUUUUUCAAAUUUACCUUAGGAUCCAAUGAGGUGAUACCUGCUUUUGAGGAGGCUGUCUCUGGGAUGGCUCUCGGUGGUAUCAGAAGGUUCAACAUCUUUCUAAUAUUUCUAACUCUACACAUCCUCCAUAUGUUUUUCAUAUAGAACUCACUCUUCACACAAAUGGUAGACGGUAGAAUGAAUCAGUGUAAAUAAUUAGCUUGGUAUUGCAGGAUAAUUGUACCGCCAGAACUAGGAUACCCGGAUAAUGACUACAACAAGAGUGGGCCGAGGCCGAUGACUUUCUCUGGACAACGUGCAUUAGAUUUUGUGCUGAGGAACCAAGGGCUCAUAGACAAGACACUUCUCUUUGAUGUUGAACUCCUCAAAAUUGUACCCAAUUGAUGUAACAUCGACAGUCUUAACUCACGUACAUAUAUAUUUAUUUAUGAUGUGUAUACUACAUUGGCACAUUUGUGUAAAUUGAGCUCAGUUUAUAUCAUAUAAUGUUAGCUCUUUUUAGGAGUGUU